Messenger RNA from Marchantia polymorpha subsp. ruderalis, 2005 nucleotides. Lineage: Eukaryota; Viridiplantae; Streptophyta; Marchantiopsida; Marchantiales; Marchantiaceae. The record is from the annotation of a GenBank genome assembly.
GAGCAGCGGCAACAGAAGAAGGAAGCGCAGCGACGAAAGAAAGCACGAGAGCUUCACGACGACGACGACGAAGCCUUCCGAAGGAGGCCAUCGGAGGCGAGAGAGCGACGACGAGAGCGCAAGGCUCUCUCUCGUGCUCUCUCUCUCUGUCCCUUUUUGGUGUCUGAUGGUUAAUUUGAUUGCGUUUGAGGAUUUCGGGCCAUCGUGGUGGAGGUGGAGGGGCAGGGCGAGUGGCAGCAGCCUUCGGUGUCUGGGGCGACGGUGACGGACGGGCAAGGGAAGGGGAAGAAAGUGGAGCGAGGCGGGCGGGAUUGAAGCCGAGCCAUGGCGAUGGCAAAAGCGGCCUUGAUGCCCGCGGUUUGUAUGCCCGGUUCGUCUUCAUCGUCGUGCUCGUCGUGGGGUGUCGUCGUUGUGUUGAAUUCUUGGGUCAGCUUUAGUGGCCGCAAUUCUCUUGCAUCAACGAAGAGCAGCAGGUUGCAGGCUUCCAGACAACAUCACGCCGCUUCUGUUGAGCCAUUUCAUGCCUCGUUGUCCAGUGGAGGCGACGAGUUCUCGUCUACAAGCUCUGCUCUGAGUUCAAGGAGCUUCGAAUGCUCAGUGUUAAAGGAAGGUCAUAGAGCGAAUAGAUGGAAACGGAGGUCCCUUCUGGUUCGAGCGGAGGUUUCCGAAGAGACGCAAAAGUUUAGACCAAGGAGUAUUCGGGAAGAAAAAGAAGAUAUUCCAAUUUCGACUGAGUUUAUUGCAAAGCCUGGGACAUAUGUACCGAUUCCUGACAUUCGCGGAGGAGUCGUAGCCCUUGGAAAGUUUGACGCACUUCACAUAGGACAUCGAGCUCUUGCGGAGCAAGCCGCGCGAAUGGGCUCUCCCGUACUGCUAUCUUUCGCUGGCAUGGGUGAGGUUCUUGGUUGGCAGCCACGAUUGCCCGUCGCUGCAGUGUGCGAUAGAAGACGUAUUAUGUCCAUAUGGGCAAAAAGAUGUGGAGGAGUUAUCCCAAAGGAGCACGCGCUGGAUUUUACCAAAGUUCGAUCUUUGAGUCCCGAGGAGUUUGUAAAGAAGCUAGCAACAGAAUUACAUGUUAGCGGAGUUGUCGCUGGCGCCAAUUACCGGUUUGGUUACAAAGCAGCCGGCGAUGCUUCGGAUUUGGUGCACUUGUGUAAUGACUACGGUCUCCAGGCAUUUAUAGUAGACCCCGUUAUGGACACUUUUGACGCCGAUGUCCAGAAAGAUGAUAUGUCAGGCACAAGUAGGGAGAAAGGACAAGUUUCUUCUACAAGAGUCCGUAGAGCUCUAGCAAAGGGAGAUUUAGAACGAGUUGCAAGCUUACUGGGGCGCAAGCAUCGGCUAGUGCUGAGUCUGGAGAAUUGCAGACAGGAACGAGAUGUUCUCACCAUUCCUCUGAAGAACGCCUUGAAUCAGGCUCCUCGAGAAGGUUGCUACGAUUGCACAUUAGUCAGAACCGGCGAUCCAACAGAGACUUUAAGCGCAAGCGGCCAACUGGAUAUUGGCGAUGAAUUGAUAGGCAUAGGACACGUGAAAAUCGGAACCGACGACAUCCAAAUACGUCUUCUAGAUAAUGUGGAACAGGUGUUGCAACGGACGCGCCUGGGACUGGAAUUCCCUUAAGGGUGAUGAUUGCUACGUUGUUGGAGGGAUGUGUAACGCUACAUCUCACUGUACCAGUAAAUUAUAGAACUUAGCUUACAUUCAUUAGCAAAUUGCCAAAGCUCUCAUGUGCAAGCCUCAGACAGGCUCUGGAAGGGCUGCUUCUGUUCAAGUUGCAAGUCUGGCUAGAUCACGAGCGUGUGAACUGUGCUCAUUAGUAUGUGCUCGUCAUAGCCUGACGGCUAGAGACCUGGCUGAGCGUGUAAACUUCUACAAUCAUAUUGCGACACUAGACAAGGCUGUGCUUUGAACUCACGACGAUUUGAAGGUGUUAGUAGUUAAGAUCCACGGCCAGUCCACGUGUAUCGAUCGACAUUGUCACAACAUACGAACUACGAAACGG